AUGCGACCAAACAGUAAUUUUGACCUCUUUCUCACACAAGAGGCUUUAAUUCUAAGGUUGUCCAAUACAACCUCUGUGACGUUCAAAAUGUCAAAUCCUUUAUCUCCCCUCUCGACUUCAUUUCAAAACACACGAGCUCUCUCUCCAAAAACCGCUUCAUCACCGUUCCUGCCAAAAACAAUCGACGAUACUUCAGACCGCGGCUUGUCAAGUCCUUUGAAGCGAGCAUGGACUGAAGAUGAUACGCAAGCCCCCUAUAUUUACGAGGACGAGGAGAACAAUCCACCCGAGGACUUUGAGAAUGACGACGACUUUCACGAAGCUGCCAGUUCUCCCUUCCAAGAGAACGCGCGCGAUAAUACCGUUGAUUUUCAGAAACUUCAAGAAUAUCAAGAGUUAACACCGAAGCGAUCAAUUUUUGGAAUGCGACAAGCGGAAGAUCCGAUGAGCUCGCCUUUCCGACCUGAUGCUAGAGAUGAGACAAUUGAUCUUCAGAAACUGCGCGAGUUACAACCGCUGUCUCCGGGACUGAGUAAGCGUCUUGCAGUUGAGAACCCGGAUAGUUCGCCAUUUCGCCCCGAUGCGAAGGACGAGACUGUUGAUCUUGCGAUGCUACGAGAGAUGCAGGCCGAAUCGCCUGACUUUGAACAGCAGCUGGAGGCUGAGAGCUCCCCCUUUCGCCCCGAGGAAAGCUCUCCCUUUCGUCCUACGGAAGAAGAGGAACCCGUUGAAUUUCCAGGACUGCAUGUCUCUCAACGGUCAACUGGAAGUACCGAGCAAUCUUCUCCGGUAGCUCGAAAUUCGCCUAUUCGUCAGGAUUUCAGUGAAAAAAGCAUUGAAAUUAAGAAGCGGCGCUCGUCUUUAAGUUUGACUGAGGGUCUUUCUAUCACUACACCGCACAAGCGAUCCUUUGAACAGGCGCCUGAGGAAAAGGAGGAGCCCAUCGAAUUCCCAAAACUGCGUGGCUCUCAACGAUCAACUGGGAGUGGCGAGCAAUCUUCUUCGGUAGCUCGAAAUUCGCCUAUUUGUCAGGAUUUUCAUAAAGACAAUAUUGAAGUUCAUAAGCGGCGCUCGAUGCAGCGCUCGUCUCUUGGUUUGAAUGAGGGUCGUUCAAUUGCUACUCCGCGCAAGCGAUCCUUCGAGCAGACACCCCAAGAUCUAGACGAUAUGCACGAACAUGAGCGUUCCAAAAAGGGCCUGAAGAGUAGUGCUGGAGCACCCGAGAUCCAUAUCGAUCUUGAUGAAGAAUCCAUUCUGCAUGACCAAAGUUUCGUAUCAAGUAAAGCCACUUACGACCAGUCAACUAUCUCAAGCAUGAUUGAUGACAAGAGAAACGAGGGUAUGAGCACGGUUCUGCAGGAUGAUGAUGAUGGCAAUGACUCUAUGGAUGACACGGGUUUUAGCAACUUCUCUGUCUUGCCGGAUAUGACUUCGUUUGCAAAGCUCCGAGCGGAUUCACCCUUAAAGCCUAUGCGUAGUAGUGUGCACAUAUCUACCCCAAACACUUCCCGCAACUCGCACAGACCUACCCUGCUUGAUGCUGGAUCACCUGUCGGGUCUCCCACGCCCCGACACCAAGCCUCUUCACAAAAGGGCAAACCUAACCAGACACCCAACCUCCUUGACUUUACCGAUGAAAUGAACUUCUAUCCGCGCCACUCCAUGCAGCAGGGAUCUCAAUAUUCUCCUUCGCGUCAAUCUCCCAUGAGACACAUGCGGAACUCUCGAUCGCCUACAAAGCUAUCUCUAUUGGACUUUGAUAUUCCACCUCAGCCGAGCCCCCGCUCUCUUCCCUCUAUUACACCCCGAGAACUGGAAUCUCUGAAGUCUAGCUUCAUGUCCGAGGUUUCCUCUCUCAAAGCCACCCUCAGCGGCAAGGAGGCCGAGGUUGCCAGUUUGAAGAAAGCUGUUGGCGAUGCGGAGAGACGUGUCGGAGAAGCACUGGAAGAGCUUCGCAAUGAGGCUGCUCUAAAACAGGCCUUGGAAAUUGAGCAGGCUACGUGGGACCGCCGUGGUCAGGAUAUGGAGAGAGUUCUGAAGUCUGUCCGCGAUGAAUUGGAGGAAGGUGAAAGUGAGCGGGAUCGUCUGACCCGUAAAGCGGAAGAUCUCGAGAAGAGUAAGGAGAACCUGGAAGGCAGAGUUGUUGAGCUGGAGACUCAGCUAUCUACUGCACGUACCGCAUCGGAGAACACCUCCGCUUCCGGAUCCCAGCAGACCUCGCAGUCGGCCGAGGACACUACCCGGGAAGUUCAGGAGGCAGUUGAAAGAGUAGCCCGCGAGCUUCACACUCUGUAUAAGAGCAAACACGAGACCAAGGUGGCGGCGCUCAAAAAGAGCUACGAGUCUCGCUGGGAGAAGCGCCUCCGAGAGGUUGAGAAAAAGCUCUCUACUUCUAAUGAGGAGAAUGAGCGUCUUAGAGUCAAGUGUGACUCUGCCGGUUCCAAUGCGAUGGCUACAGCUAAUGCCAGUAUGAUGGCCCUCGAUCACGAUGAGCAAGAAGCUGAAAAGCACGUCCUCGAAGCCCAGAUUAAGGGUCUCCAACACGAGAUGGCUGCCCUGAAGGAAGACAGCGAAAAACUUCGCGCUGAUCUCAAGGCGGAACGUACAGAGAAGGGCGAGCUUGUUGCUGCCGUUGAUGAGUGGUUGGCCAUUCAGCAAACUCAGCCAGCCCCGGAACAGAACCCAGAAAACGAGCGUGAGCCGUCAGUUUCCUCUGCUGGACAACCUGACGAGGAAAAUCAGUCAGCUAGCGAGCCUCCUGCGGAGAACUUCCAUCGCAGCAUUAGCCGCGGAUCUGGUAUUCGACCCCCUAGCACAGUUGAGAAGAGAAAGCCACGGUACGGAGCUCCUGCUGGUCGUGGUCACUCUCGUGGUAACAGUGGUAGCAAGUCUGGGAUUGCAGUUUUCACGCCUGGCCGUGGUGGAAUCAUGAGCUCUAUUGAGCGCAUGGGUCGUGGUGGCGCCUAA
Molecule: messenger RNA, 2967 nt
Organism: Penicillium taxi
Lineage: Eukaryota; Fungi; Ascomycota; Eurotiomycetes; Eurotiales; Aspergillaceae
Exons: 1
Coding region: 1-2967 (988 amino acids)
Biological process (GO): mitotic spindle organization; cell population proliferation
Cellular component (GO): cytoplasm
Source: RefSeq, a predicted model, not a curated record